This is a messenger RNA of Symbiodinium necroappetens, 285 nucleotides long. The record is from the annotation of a GenBank genome assembly. NCBI's taxonomy places the organism in Eukaryota, Dinophyceae, Suessiales, Symbiodiniaceae.
AUGGCCGGUAUCGAGCCCCCGCCGCCCCCGCCGCCCGAGCCCGCUGUGGAAGUGACUUCGGUGGACCUGAAUCCGACAGAGGAGUGCGCGUUCGAGGAAGGGCUGGGCCUUGCGAUUGGCUUCACCACAGAUGCGCCCCUUCCAGGCUACUGCUGGCGUGUAAGCUACGUCGUGGACACCUCGAAGAGGCGGGUGAUCGUCGACCUCGGUUCGACGGAGGUGACCGAUUACGCGCCGGGGCACAAUGCAAUGACCUUUGCAGGGGCCGGCCUGGACAUCAACGAG